This is a messenger RNA of Eurytemora carolleeae, 288 nucleotides long. Its product is annotated as oligosaccharyltransferase complex subunit ostc-like. NCBI's taxonomy places the organism in Eukaryota, Metazoa, Arthropoda, Copepoda, Calanoida, Temoridae. The transcript has 3 exons. The coding region runs from base 31 to 273 and encodes 80 amino acids. The record is from RefSeq and is a predicted model, not a curated record. Gene Ontology annotation, cellular component: oligosaccharyltransferase complex.
AUUUUUUAGAACAAUUUUUUCAGGCUUAAAAUGGACAUUAUACUUCAACCAAUUUUUACUGUACUAAAAGUUCCAGAACUCAAACUGAAAAGACCUUCCUGGAUUCACACCCCGGCACCAUACACGGUGUUCGCGUUUGUUCUGCUUUCCUACUUUCUAGUUACAGGAGGAAUUAUCUACGAUGUUAUUGUUGAACCUCCCAGUGUUGGCAGUACAACUGAUGAACAUGGGCAUACCAGGUAUAGUAAAGAAAGGGUACUGUACCCAAAUUAGCAUCGCAUUGGAUUU